Molecule: messenger RNA, 913 nt
Organism: Drosophila suzukii
Lineage: Eukaryota; Metazoa; Arthropoda; Insecta; Diptera; Drosophilidae
Gene: Prosalpha2
Product: proteasome alpha2 subunit
Biological process (GO): ubiquitin-dependent protein catabolic process; proteasomal protein catabolic process
Cellular component (GO): proteasome core complex; proteasome core complex, alpha-subunit complex
Source: RefSeq, a predicted model, not a curated record
GAUGCUUUGAAAACAUCGAUGUUUGCCCACCUCUGAACUGCUGUGUCAUUUUUGUUUCUGUGCAAAGUAAGUCGGCUUUUUUAUUUUACACAUCAAAUUACUGCUGUUGAAGCCCAGGAAAUAUGGCUACCGAGCGCUACAGCUUUUCGUUGACCACGUUCAGUCCUUCCGAACUCGUCCAACUGGAGUAUGCAUUGGCAGCCGUAUCCGGCGGAGCUCCCUCCGUGGGCAUCAUGGCUUCCAACGGCGUCGUCAUUGCCACAGAGAACAAACACAAGUCGCCACUCUAUGAGGAGCACAGCGUGCAUCGCGUGGAGAUGAUCUACAAGCACAUCGGCAUGGUUUACUCGGGAAUGGGUCCGGACUACCGCCUGCUGGUCAAGCAGGCCCGAAAGAUUGCCCAGACCUACUACCUGACCUACAAGGAGCCGAUUCCUGUGUCGCAGCUGGUGCAGCGUGUGGCCACCCUCAUGCAGGAGUACACGCAGUCUGGUGGUGUUCGUCCUUUCGGAGUUUCCCUACUGAUCUGCGGCUGGGACAAUGGUCGCCCAUAUCUCUACCAAUCCGAUCCUUCGGGUGCUUACUUCGCCUGGAAGGCCACUGCCAUGGGCAAGAACGCAGUCAACGGCAAAACCUUCCUGGAGAAGCGCUACAGCGAAGAUCUAGAGCUGGACGAUGCUGUCCACACCGCUAUCCUGACUCUGAAAGAAGGCUUCGAGGGAAAAAUGACUGCCGACAACAUUGAGAUUGGAAUCUGCGAUCAGAACGGAUUCCAGCGUCUGGACCCCGCCUCAAUCAAGGACUACCUGGCCAGCAUCCCUUAAACGUUAAACGCCCCGCUAAGAUUAACCCAAGCUAAGCUUUUUGAUAAGUACGGGACAUUAAAACAAAUAAAAUUUACAUUUUGGUGUUA